Anguilla anguilla (European eel) is the source of this 2359-nucleotide messenger RNA. RefSeq names its product tubulin, gamma 1 (gene tubg1). Bases 163 to 1518 code for a protein of 451 amino acids. The record is from RefSeq and is a predicted model, not a curated record. Gene Ontology annotation, molecular function: GTP binding; structural constituent of cytoskeleton. Gene Ontology annotation, biological process: mitotic cell cycle; mitotic spindle organization; cytoplasmic microtubule organization. NCBI's taxonomy places the organism in Eukaryota, Metazoa, Chordata, Actinopteri, Anguilliformes, Anguillidae. The transcript is spliced from 11 exons. Gene Ontology annotation, cellular component: nucleus; microtubule; gamma-tubulin complex.
UUUUUUUAGGCGCACGCGUACUUCGGUAAGGCGCGUAUCAAGCAAACGUUUUGCCAGUGUUGUUAGCUAGCUUGUCGCCUAGAGAGGAGAACUUGUCAAUGAAAGAAAUCAACAGCUGAAUGCACGAAGGAAACGUCUCAGGGAUACCACGAGUAAAAAAGGAUGCCCCGGGAAAUUAUAACUCUGCAGUUAGGACAGUGUGGCAACCAGAUUGGAUUUGAGUUCUGGAAGCAGCUGUGUGCAGAACAUGGCAUCAGCCCAGAGGGCAUUGUGGAGGAGUUUGCCACAGAGGGCACAGACCGCAAGGAUGUCUUCUUCUACCAGGCUGAUGAUGAGCACUACAUCCCACGGGCAGUACUGCUGGACUUGGAGCCCAGGGUCAUUCACUCCAUAUUGAACUCCCCUUAUGCGAAUCUCUAUAACCCGGAGAACAUCUACCUUUCAGAACAUGGCGGUGGAGCUGGGAACAACUGGGCUAGCGGGUUCUCUCAGGGCGAGAAGAUCCAUGAAGACAUCUUUGACAUCAUUGACAGGGAAGCAGAUGGGAGCGACAGCCUGGAGGGUUUUGUGUUGUGCCACUCCAUCGCCGGUGGAACUGGAUCUGGCCUGGGCUCCUAUCUGCUGGAGCGGUUAAACGACAGGUACCCCAAGAAGCUGGUGCAGACGUACUCGGUGUUCCCCAACCAGGACGAGAUGAGCGACGUGGUGGUGCAGCCCUACAACUCCCUGCUGACGCUGAAGAGGCUGACGCAGAACGCUGACUGCGUGGUGGUGUUGGAUAACACGGCUCUGAACAGGAUUGCCACAGACAGACUACACAUCCAGAACCCCUCUUUUUCCCAAAUCAAUCAGCUGGUCUCCACCAUCAUGUCUGCCAGCACCACCACUCUGCGCUACCCCGGCUACAUGAACAACGAUCUGAUUGGUUUGAUCGCGUCCCUCAUCCCGACGCCCCGCCUUCACUUCCUCAUGACCGGCUACACCCCACUCACCACUGACCAGUCGGUGGCCAGCGUGCGGAAGACCACGGUGCUGGACGUGAUGAGGAGGCUGCUGCAGCCCAAGAACGUUAUGGUGUCCACGGCGAGGGAUAGGCAAACCAGCCACUGCUACAUCGCUAUCCUCAACAUCAUCCAGGGCGAGGUGGACCCCACGCAGGUGCACAAAAGCCUGCAGAGGAUUCGGGAGAGGAAGCUGGCCAGCUUCAUCCCUUGGGGCCCGGCCAGCAUUCAGGUGGCCCUGUCGAGGAAGUCUCCGUACCUGCCGUCUGCCCACCGCGUCAGUGGACUGAUGAUGGCCAAUCACACCAGCAUCUCCUCUCUGUUUGAGCGCACGUGCCGGCAGUACGACAAGCUGCGGAAGCGCGAGGCCUUCCUGGAGCAGUUCCGCAAGGAGGACAUAUUCAAGGAGAACUUCAACGAGCUGGACGACUCGCGCGAGGUCGUCCAGCAGCUCAUCGACGAGUACAGCGCCGCCACGCGGCCCGACUACAUCUCCUGGGGCUCCCAGGAGCAGUGACCCCCCUCGCGAAGCGCAAGCUCCACACCUCUUGCAUGUAUUGCGGUGGCGAGGCGUGUUGUCACGCGGUCUCAGUGGCUUUCCCUUCGGUUCGUGUGACCCUGUUAGAAAUCUGUAAGGCCUCAAGCCUUCCCGCCCCCUUGUAAGUUCCACGUCCCAACGGAGGUUGUAUGACCUGGUGCCCGAAUCCAUUUUAUUGCAAUAUUAGCUACAUACAUUGGCCUGGAAAAUUAUUCACACCUUUGAUAAAGGCGAGCAAAGGAUGUAUAAAAUAAACAGUACACUUAUUAAGCUAUAUUGUAUGCGCACAAAAUGGGGAAAUUAUGUUUUUAUACUAAUAUAGCAUCCUCCCUUUACAAGUAGAACGCUACAGAGCUACCUUCUGUAGUGUUCUAUGAGACUGGUGAACAUAUUGGGAUCUUUGACCAUUCCGACAUACGAAAACUUUCAAGAUACUUUGGUCUGAGCUUAUGGACUUGUGGAAUAAUGAACUGUGCCAUGUCUCCAGACUUGAACACAAUUCACUCAAAGCACUGUUCAAUUCAAACCAACUGGGUCCAACUCUGGAGACAUGGUAAUCAUACUUGGUGUAGUUCAUAAUUCCACUGACUUCAACAGGAGCCCCAAAACCAGAAAAUGAAGAGAAUCUUUCAGCAAGACAAAGAAUUUACCUCGAAUUUAAUGACAAAAUGGUUGAUCUACUGAAGAAUUAUUGUUUUGCAAUGCUAUUUUGGGCUCUAGACUUGAACCCGAUUAAAAAUGUGUGGUUCGUGUUGAAUAGUGCAGUCUGCAAAUGCAGACCGAAGGAUCUAGAAAAAUUCUGUUUUGGGGAAUGGUCAGA